Molecule: messenger RNA, 3253 nt
Organism: Fundulus heteroclitus (mummichog)
Lineage: Eukaryota; Metazoa; Chordata; Actinopteri; Cyprinodontiformes; Fundulidae
Gene: ttll11
Product: tubulin tyrosine ligase-like family, member 11
Biological process (GO): microtubule cytoskeleton organization; protein polyglutamylation
Cellular component (GO): cilium
Molecular function (GO): tubulin binding; tubulin-glutamic acid ligase activity
Source: RefSeq, a predicted model, not a curated record
CCAAAAUGCAGCAUCAGCUGUGGUCAUGGGAACCAGAAGGAGGCUGGGCCACAGGAUGGCAGCAGGCGUCUCCGCUGGCCGCUGCUGCCUGACGACGCCGGGGUACGGUAACACGCACGCUGCGUGCCCAACACUGGACUGCCUCCUGCAUUAUUUUGAGACUUAGAGCUCAGGACGGUACCGGUAACGUGAAGUUUGUUUCGAGUUCAAAGGAUAGCCUUUCGGAACCGCUGUAAGCCAAGCGAAGUUUAAGAGGCUAACGUGAGAUUCAGCUGUCAUGCAGCAGCUAGCGGCGCUGGCUGCGCUUUUAUAUGGUCGAAAUUAGCUCGUCGGAGAGAGGCUAGCCUAUCUCAUUUGCCCCGUUCAUUCAUAGUGACUUCCGUUUAGCUCGAGCUGCUGGGUUCCCCGCAGAUGGAGGUGACGGUGAAGCCCGCGAGGGUAACCCCGGCCAAGGGACGGCGUUUGUUUUGCGGCCAAUCAAGAUAGCAGCGCGGGGGCCACGCUGUUCGUGACCGGCUCGCUGGCUUCGGAUUACUGCGCUCCGCGGCGUCAUUCGCCGCGUUCCGCAUGAUGAGCGAUCGUUAUGGAAAGGUCAAGGUUCAGCUCGGCCGGAUGAAGUCACUAGGCGAGGAUGCAGGGAGAGAGGAAGUGGAUCCCGAAGCGGAGAUGCCCUGCGCCUCACCCGUCUCGCCGAGCCGCAUCACCACCGCCGCGGGGACGGAUGCGCCGGGCUCCUCUAGCGUCUGCAAGCAGAGGGGGAAACGAGGCGGCAAGCAUCCCUGCGGCAGGCCGUCGCAGGGGGCUGCCGUCCCCGCGAGAAACCUGAACGACCCCGUCUGCGAGCAGACGCUCCACGUCAAGGGGACAGGGAGGAUCCUGCAGGGCAAGCCCGAGAGCAACGGCAACUGCGCGUCCAGGAGCGCGCAGGAGACGCGCGGCGAGGAUGGACCCAAGGUGCCCAGGAGGAGGAGACCCGUGACGGUGGACACGGCCAAAGCCAAAACCUCCCUGGAAGCCCUCAAGCUGAGCAUCAAGGAGCUGAGGUGGAAAGAGUUUCCUUUGGGAAGACGCGCGGCGUGUGACAUCUACUGGCAUGGCGUAUCCUUCCACGACAACGAAAACAUUGUGUCGGGACAAGUCAACAAGUUCCCAGGGAUGGUCGAAAUGCUGAGGAAGAUCAACUUGAGCAGAGCGGUGCGGACCAUGCAAGAGCUCUUCCCGGAGGAGUACGACUUCUAUCCGCGUUCCUGGAUCCUGCCCGAAGAGUACCAGCAGUUUUCCACACAGACUCGCCUGGCGAAGGAGAGCGACGCCGCCGUGAGCCCCACGUUCAUCGUCAAGCCGGACGGCGGCUCCCAGGGGGACGGCAUCUACCUCAUCCGGGACCCCGGCGACCUGAAGCUGAUGACGGGCGCCCAGCCCAGACAGGCCGUGGUCCAGGAGUACAUCCACAAGCCGCUGCUCAUCGACAGGCUCAAGUUCGACAUCCGCCUCUACGUGCUGAUCAAGUCCCUGGACCCGCUGGAGAUCUACAUCGCCAAGGAAGGCCUGACGCGCUUCUGCACCGAGCCGUACCAGGAGCCGAGCCAGAAGAACCUGAGCCACGUCUUCAUGCACCUGACCAACUACUCGCUCAACGUGCACAGCGGCAACUUCGUGCACUCGGACAGCCAGAGCACGGGCAGCAAGCGCACGCUCUCCAGCGUGCUCUACAGGCUGGCGGCCAAGGGCGUGGACAUCAAACGGGUCUGGUCGGACAUCAUCGCCCUGGUCAUCAAGUCCGUGAUCGCCGUGGUGCCCGAGCUUAAAGUCUACCACCAAGCCGACAUCCCGCCUGGCAAGCCGGGACCCACGUGUUUCCAGAUUCUAGGUUUUGACAUCCUGCUGAUGAAGAACCUGAAGCCGGUGUUAUUAGAGGUCAACUCCAACCCCAGUAUGAGAAUAGAACAUGAACAGGAAGUGGCGCCGGGAGUUUUCGAGUACGUUCCCAGCCCGGUGGACGAGCAGGUCAAAGUGGGGGUGAUCAGGGACACGCUGCGCCUCAUGGACCCCUUCAACAGGAAAGCGACGGCGAUUCUUCAACCGAGGGCAGGCGGGGCUGAUCAUGGGGAUGAGAACCCAGUGGUCGGCGAAUCGCAAGGCGUGUGUCCAGAUAACGCGGGGAAUCUGCCUCCAUUGUGCUUGAAGCAGGUCUAUCCGAAGUACACCAAACAGUUCAACCAUCUGCGGCUGGUGGAGCGAAUCGCUGCUCUCUUCAUACGCUUCCUCGGGGUGAAGGGCAACAUGCGCCUCGGCCCCACAGCCUUCCGAACCUUCAUCAGGACUUGUAAACUGAGCAACAGCAACUUCACCAUGGCCUCAGUGGACAUCUUGUAUAUAGACAUCACACGUCGAUGGUCCUGUGCCCUGCCCGACUCCCGAGAAGCAGGGAUGGGACUGCAAGCGUUCGUGGAAGCCUUUUUCUACCUGGCGGGCCGGAGGUUCAAAUCCCUGACGCUGAGGGAGCAGGUGGGGUCCUUGCUGGACCUGUGCGAGGCUUCCCUCGGGCCCCAGUCUGGUGUCGAGGACAGACGCUCGUUGAGCUGCAGCAGGGCGUUGCCGCGACCCGUCAAAACUCAGACGCUGUGCCUCUCCAACCCUCAGCUCAGCUCCCCGGCCGCUCAGCGAAGGGCCACGAGCCAGGACUGCCGGCUGCAUCAAAGACUGAAGCCUCGCGCGCUCAGGGCAAACGUGGAGAACUGAUGAGAGGGAACUGGCUGUCCGACUCCAGCUGCAUUGCCUUGAACCCCCUCCACAGGAGCGGAGGAGAUUAAGGGUCCAUUUCUCCUCUGCAGCUCCUGAGAUGGGCUAGCUUGACCCCUGCUGGUUGACUUGUCGGAGGACCGCUCUCUGCCUGAUUGCUUUUUUUUUUUUCCCCUUCUGAGGAGGGAGAUGGCCUCAGGGGGACUGAAAUGGUAAGGCUGGUGGGUUCCUUCCUCUCUUCCUGGUGGGAUCAUACGUUAACAGUGUGGUCCUGUCAGGCGGAGGAUAUGGCUGCUUUCCAUGUACUGUUUGAUUCCAGAGGGCAGCUAUUUGCUUCCCUUCCCUUUUGUCUGGCUAUAUCUCCACUAAAACAUUAUUUUUUUUUUUCAGGAAUAAUAUUAGACACUUUAUGUCAGCUAAUUCACACAGAUCAAAGAAACAGGUGGGUGUGAGGGAGCAUCUUGAGUGUAUUAUACACUUGCAUCUCAAAAAUGUAGGAUAUCUUUGAAAA